AUGGCGCAGCUGCUCCACCUCUCCGGCGUCACAGGCUCCCCCUCCAGCUCGGGUGGCAACCGGUUUCUUCUUCCCGCUCAGGCGCCCUCCUUCCCGGCCGCCGCCGCGUCCUUCCCUGCCGCUUCCCCUUCUCCAAGCUUCUCUCUCUCCCACCCCUUGCUUCCGGCCAGAUCCUCCGUUCCCGGCCGGAGCUCCUUCGCCGCCGAUCUCGCCGGCGGCGGCGGUGGCGGUGGCGUCAACAACAACGGCAGAGGCGGAUCGGGGGCCGGCGGCGGUGGCGGCGAUGGGAGUUCCGGCGGCCCCAGACGACCGGAUCCGCCGGCGGAUCUCGGUCCUCUGGGGAUCUUCGUCGAGGGAUGGAGAUCUAGGGUUUCUGCGGAUCCGCAGUUCCCCUUCAAGGUCCUCAUGGAGGAGAUCGUAGGCGUCAGCUCAUGCGUGCUGGGAGACAUGGCCUCCCGCCCCAACUUCGGCCUCAACGAGCUCGACUUCGUCUUCUCCACCCUCGUCGUCGGCUCCAUCCUCAACUUCGUCCUCAUGUACCUCCUCGCCCCCACGGCAGCGACCAGCGGCGCUGCUGCUGCCCUGCCGGGGCUCUUCGCCUCCUGCCCGCCGGGGCACAUGUUCCAGCCGGGGGCCUACUCCAUGAUCGACCGGCUGGGGACCUUCGUCUUCAAGGGAUCCACCUUCUCCUGCGUCGGAUUCGCAGCGGGGCUCGCCGGCACCGCCAUCUCCAAUGGCCUGAUCGCGCUGAGGAAGAAGAUGGACGCGGCCUUCGAGACCCCCAACAAGCCGCCGCCGACGGUGCUGAACGCUCUGACGUGGGCGAUCCACAUGGGGCUGAGCAGCAACCUCCGGUACCAGACCCUCAACGGCGCCGAGUUCCUCAUGGGGGGAGCGCUGCCGCCGGCGGCGUUCAAGGGCUCCGUCGUGGUGCUGCGCUGCCUCAACAAUAUCCUCGGCGGCGUCUCCUUCGUCACCCUCGCGAGGUUGACGGGUUCCCAGAAGGCGGAGGAAAACCAGGCGUUCGCCGGGGAGGAAGAAGACGACGCGACGACGGUGAAGCUCCUCCCAAAGCGGGUCCGCACCGCCGAACCAGUGGCGCAGGCGGCGGAGUCUGCUGCCGACUUCAAGUGA
Spirodela intermedia is the source of this 1134-nucleotide messenger RNA. The record is from the annotation of a GenBank genome assembly. Lineage: Eukaryota; Viridiplantae; Streptophyta; Magnoliopsida; Alismatales; Araceae.